Molecule: messenger RNA, 465 nt
Organism: Fragaria vesca subsp. vesca
Lineage: Eukaryota; Viridiplantae; Streptophyta; Magnoliopsida; Rosales; Rosaceae
Product: ribonuclease HI-like
Exons: 1
Coding region: 1-465 (154 amino acids)
Source: RefSeq, a predicted model, not a curated record
AUGCUGACAGUAGCCAUCAAAGGGCAAGCGGCUAUAGAUUUCAUCUCGGAGCUAACCACCAUGAAGGACAACAAGGAGCACCCUGAGAUUGAGCAUGAGGUAACAAUGGCCCCCCAGAAUGUCGAGCCGGGCUGGAAGCUGUAUGUAGAUGGUUCUGUAACCAAAGAUAAGAGUGGAGCAAGAAUAAUAUUGGUAAGCCCGGAUGGGUUCAAAUACAAGUACGCCUUGAAAUUCAAGUUCUCCACAUCCAAUAACGUAGCUGAGUACGAAGCAUUGAUCGGGGGACUGCAGCUGGCACAAGAGAUAGGAGUCAAGAGUGUACGGGUGUUCAGCGACUCGCAACUGGUGGUGAAUCAGGUCAGCGAGACCUUUGAGGCCAAAGAACCGCAUCUAAACUCUUACCAGGCGCUGGCAAAGGCUCUCUUGCACAGGUUCGAGUCAGCAACGGUCACUCAAGGAAAAUAG